This is a messenger RNA of Rotaria sp. Silwood2, 3465 nucleotides long. NCBI's taxonomy places the organism in Eukaryota, Metazoa, Rotifera, Eurotatoria, Philodinida, Philodinidae. The record is from the annotation of a GenBank genome assembly.
AUGACUCAUGAAGACACUUCACAAGUUCGUCGACUAUCUAUCUAUCGACAUUUAUCCGAUGUAUUAAAAUUAAAACGUAAAUCACUUUGUUCACAUAGUAAAGAUUCUAUAUUAUCUUCAACAACUACAACACCUUCACCUUCGUCGACAUUUACAUUCUUUUGGAAUUGUGCAUUAACUGAAGUUGAUACAUCAUCAAAAGAAGAUUGUAAUAGUUUAUCUAAUAAAUCAAUAAAUCAUACUGAUUCAAUAGAUGUUCAUCGUUUACUUAAACAAAAAAGUAUUAGUUAUGAUGAUUUAGUUUUUAUAUCAUUGAAUGAAGAUGAACAAACAAUAUCUACAAAUACUAUUGAUGAUAACUCGAAAUCCAAUGAAACAACGAAUCGAUUAUUAGCUAAACCAUCAGGUGGAAAAGAAAGAAAUGAAAAAAGAAAUUCAAUGGGUUCAACAAUUUUAUCAUUAGAUGGAACUGAUUCAACUAAAAAUAAUCUUUCAUUUAUUCGUCGUAAAUGUGAUGAAUGGUUAACACAUGGUUUACCAAAAUUAGCUCAAUUACAUUUUUCAAUUGAUGAAUGUGAUUUAAUUAUUGAAAAAGAAUGGCAACCAUUUUUAAAUGAACAAGCUCGAACACUUAUGUCUGAAACAAUAAAACUUCAACAAGAAGCAAUCUAUGAAAUGCUUUCAACUGAAGUAUCUUAUAUACGUCAAAUUUUAACAAUGACUGAUAUAUUUAUGACAAGCAUAAAUAUAUUAAAAUCAUCUCAACGUGAUGGAAUAUUUAAUGAUAUUGAUAUGGAUAAAUUAUUUUCAAAUAUACAAGAUGUACUUCAUGGAAAUUUAUUAUUUUGGAAAGAAAUUUUAUUACCAAUUAAACUUAAACUUCAACAAAGUGGUUUACCAAUGAGUCCAUCCGAUUUAAAAAAUGGUUUUAUUAAUUUUGAUUUUUAUUUUAAACCUUAUCUUCAUUAUGUUCUUGAUCAAAAAACAAGUGCAGAAUAUUUUAAACAAAAAUUUUCUCGUGAUGAUUUAUUUCAAUAUUUAAUUACUUGGAUAGAAGCUAAUUUUACUAAUCGUUUAUCAUUUUCGGAUUUAACUAUUAAACCAUUACAAAGACUUACAAGAUAUAAAUUAUUACUUGAAGCUAUACAAAAGAAAACACAUGAUGCUCAACCAAAAAAUGAUCUACAAGAAAUGAUUCAAAAAGUUGCUACAUUUGUAAAUCGUGUUAAUUCAAAAUUACAUAAUCAAGAACAAGAAGAACGUGUUCGUCAGAUUAAUGAUCGUAUAGGUCCAUAUGAAAAUGUAUUAGCACCACCUGAACUUACUUCUAUUCUUCAAGAAUAUAAUCGUGAUUCAAUGUCAAAUCGAUUAAAUCUUCUUGAAGAUAUGCCAUUACAUGUUCGAGGUUAUCGUCGUCAAAUAAUUCAACAAGGUCCAAUGAAAAUGAAAGAUUCAAAAAAUAGUCAAGAUGUUUAUUGUUAUUUAUUUUCUGAUAUGUUUCUUAUAACAAAAGGUAGUAAACGAGGUGGUUCAACAAAUAAUUCAUCAUUAUCAAUGAUAAGUAAUGAUGGACAAACAAAUCGUACAACAUCGAAUAUAACAAAUAAAAUUCUUAAAUCCCCUAUACGUAUUGAUCGAAUUGAUGUGCGAGAAUAUGAUCGUCGUGGUGGAAGUGGUAGCAGUAGUAGUAAUAGUGCAGAACCAAAUACUGCUUCAUUUAUUGCAAUAAUUUUUUCCGAAUAUAAUUUAAUUGAAAGUGCUUAUUUAUUUCAAACAAAUUUAAGUAAACAAUGGAUAGAAAAUAUUCGUCGAACAAAAGCAAAUUUUCAUUUAUUAAUGGAAGAAUCAAAAAUAAAAUUUCAAAAUUUACAUAAUCCAAUAUCACCACCAUGUUGUCCAACAUUAACAAAUACAAUACAUCAAUCACUUCCAAGUCUUUCAUUACCAUUAAUGGAAUCACCUAGUUUUAAAACGAAUGAUUCAAAUUCAUUAACAAAUGAUAAUCAACGUUUAUCAAAAGUUGAAUCAAAUGUAUUUAAAAUAGUUGAACAAACACGAAGAAAUUCACGUACAGAUCGUAAAAAUUUUGGUCGAUAUUUUACAGCCGAUGGUACAAGUACACAUGGAACAACACCAACAUCAUCAUCACCAAUUAAACAAAUGUUAUCAUCAUCAACAACAAUUAUUAAACGUAUGUCAUGGAAUAAUGAUCAAACUAUGGAAAAAAAUGAUUCAUCAUUAAUAACAAAUUCAUUUCGAAGUGUACAUAGUUCAAGUGGUGUUAGUUCAACAGGUUCAUUUUUAUUUAGUACAGAUGAAGAUUCUUCUAUAACAACAACAUCGUCAUCAAUACCUUCAAUUGUACCAUCAAUAAAAAAUAAUGAAUGGGAUGAAAAAAGUUUAGCAUCAACUGUUACUGAAACAGAUGAUCAAUUAAUACAAUCAUCUUUAGAUAAUCAACAACAACAAAAUUUAAUAUCAGAAGAUUCAAUUAAAAAUAAUCUUGAAAAUAAAAAUAAUGAACAUUUAAUUACUCAAAUGUCACCAUCAAGUACAAGUACAAUUAUAUCAAAUAAUCAAACAUUAAUUGAACCGACAUCGUCUAUCACUACUGAUAUAUCUUCACCAGAAUCUUCACUUCGUCGAAUACCUUAUCCAAGUGUAAGAAAACGAAAUCAAACUCAUUAUCGUUCAGUUCUUCAUCAACAAGCAUAUCGUCGAUAUAAAAUUGCAAAAGAUAAUGAUAUAGAAUCAUUAAAAUCUAAUGAUGAUAAUACAAUAAAUCGAACAAUUCAUUCACCUGUUGAUGAUUCAUCAUUAUUUAGUAGUGGAAAUGAAAGUGAUUACGAUAAUAAUCAAUAUACGACUAUUAAAAUACCGGUGAAUGAUCAUAUUAAUUCUGAUGAAUUAACACAUACAAAUAAUGAAACUCAUAUAGAAAAUCUUAAUGUUAACAACAAUCAACAGUCAGAUAUAAAAACAAUAACAUCAAAAGAUACACCUCAUAGAGCUAAUAAAAUAACAACACUUAAUGCAACAGCAACAUUAGACGAUAGUGAACCAACAAGUUUUCAACCAUAUCGUAAAGAUCCAAUAACAACUCGACGAUUACUUGAUAUUCGAAGUCAUUUAUUAUUAAAUACAACACUUGAUGCAACCGUUGUUCUAUGCUACAUAAUAUGUCGAGGUAAUGCACUUCAAUGUAAAACUUGUGAGGAAAAUAAUCCAUCUUGUUUAUUUGAACAUGACAUUAAAAUACGUCAUUGUGAAAAUGAAGAGGAUGUUUGUUAUUCGUGGUUGUAUCGCAGUGGAAGUGAAAUUGGAAUACGACGUGAUUGUUUAUCGAUUAGUUCUCCUGAAUAUAAUUUAAUCAAGGGGAUACUUGGUACUAAAGACAAUAAUUGUCUUAAACGUAUACGUGGACUUGAUUGUUUUACAAUUUGUUCGACCGAUUUGUGCAAUUAA